AUGGAGUCUGACAGCCUCUCUCUUGAUGGAAAGACUGCCAUAGUUACUGGCUCUGGUAGAGAAAACGGCAUCGGCGCAGCUAUAGCCAUCACAUUGGCACAAUACGGGGCAGCCGUCACCAUCCACUACGUGAACAAUUCUGUCAUCAAGAGAGCCCAUACCGUCGCAAAAGGUAUAAGAGCAGAUGGCGGUAAAGCAAUCGUUGUCCAGACCUCGAUCGAGACCCCCGAGGGUGCUCAAUAUCUGGUCAGCGAGACGUUGAAAGGGUUUAACGCCGAUCAUAUCGAUAUACUUAUUAACAACGCAGGAGUACCACUCUUUGGCGAGACUCUGGCAGUCACUCCUUCACAGUUGACUGAAGUACUCGACGUCAACAUCAAGGGUCCAAUAUUUGUUGCCCAAGCAGUUGUACCUCUGAUUGCCCCUAGCGGUCGUAUUGUCAACAUCAGUUCUAUCGCGUCCAAACUUGGUGACAAUGAUAUCCCAGUAUACGGUGCUUCCAAGGCUGCCCUCGACAGUCUUACUUGGUCCUGGGCCAAGGAGUGGGGACGCAGUAAAGGCAUCACGGUCAAUGCAGUAGCCCCUGGACCUGUAUUGACUGAUGCAAUCCCUGCAGCCAUAGCCGAUGAAUUCCAACGGCCCUAUGUCGAGAUGACACGGGCGGCUAAUAGGGCUGGUACUGCAAAGGAUAUCGCUGAUGCUGUACUUUUGUUGGUUUGUGAGAAGGCGAGAUGGAUUACAGGACAGCAUAUAUCUGUCAGUGGCGGAAUCACCAACUGA
This is a messenger RNA of Fusarium subglutinans, 780 nucleotides long. Its product is annotated as 3-oxoacyl-reductase. Lineage: Eukaryota; Fungi; Ascomycota; Sordariomycetes; Hypocreales; Nectriaceae. The transcript is spliced from 3 exons. Gene Ontology annotation, molecular function: oxidoreductase activity, acting on the CH-OH group of donors, NAD or NADP as acceptor. The coding region runs from base 1 to 780 and encodes 259 amino acids. The record is from RefSeq and is a predicted model, not a curated record.